UGGCGGAAGUGGAGGCUGAGUUCGAAUUAAGCAACGCGUGGAGCAAAGUUGGUGAAGACGAAUGUUCUGAAUAGACAAUGGUAGCAUCGAAAACUGGAACAAAAAGGAAAUUGUCUAAAAUUGGAGUGGAGGAUACGUGUGUUAGUUACAAUGAAUCGCUUCUUGUUGGCAUGCAUACUUGUAUGUGGGAUACCCGCUUGAGGUGUCAAAUUGUGAAGUAUGCGCUUGUAAAAGUGGGAGUCUGUCAGAGUGACCAGGAGUGGUCUUAUUUUGAUUCAUUAUAUUUCUGAAGAGCAGAGGAAGAUUGCAAUGGGCCUCAAAAUAUCCCGGACAACAUAAAUGUUGUGUUUUGAAUUUCGGAGUAGAGUUCCCGUCAAAGGAGUCAUCUCCGGGGUAACGACGGAUGUCCAGGUUGAAUACCAUAAUAAAAAAUCCUUGUGUGGUUGGUGCCCGCCGGCGUCGGACCCGCUGGGUGGAGGGAGGAAAAAAGAAAGUGUCUGUCGGGUUGUUUUUUUAUUAAGAGCAAAUACCUACGCAUGUGAAGCUUGGUUAUGUAAGAGCUUGAGUCCCCAAACCACUGCAGUGCACGAAUUGUAAAGAAUUUGGCCAUGUUUCAAGUGUGUGCAGACUAACAGAGUACACCGAAGAACGGUGUGUAGAAGGACAGUUGCAAUUGUGGUGGGGAUCAUGAUCCUGAGUUCCUGGAGUGCCCUGUAAGGGUGACAUUGAGGUGGCAAAAGUUAGAUUGGUCAAUCGAAUCUCCUAUGCGGAGGAAAUUAAAAUAAUUGAGAAAACAAGUGACGCUAGUGAAGAUAUGGUGGUGGAUACACCACAGCAUGUAGUAAAUGUUUGCCGACAGACAGAAAAUACCCUGCGUGUUAAAAAGUUGGAUUUUUUGCGUUCAUUGCCAGUUAUAAACAGUACAGCACAAGUCGCGAAGAAGUCGAAGAAACUGGACAUGGUUGUGGCUGCGACAGAAUCGGUUUUGAAAAUGAAGACCUACAAGGGGUACUGGCGCCGGAGAACCGCACUCUCAUUUUCAACUGGAGCCUGUGUAUGGAUCACAUGUUUUAUUUAUUUUUUAACAACAGUUUUUUAAUUUAUUUUUUGGUAGUUACGUUUUUCAGGUAAAUCCUGUUUCCAUCCCGCAUAGUAGAUGACGGGAUGUGUGAUCGUCAAUAUACCAUAGAAGAAGAAUAAAUUCUGAAGGAUUCCAAAAAUCCGUUAACCGGAAGUACUUAGUUAUUCUUGCAUGCGUCAUAGUGGUAUGCGAUAACAACACUUCAAUCGUUUGUUUGCGGAUGGCCAUAACGUUAUAGAAGAAGAGCCACAAUAACAACACAGCUCACUUGCCUUCACAGCAAAGAAGAAGACUUGUGAUUUGAGGGGGAAAAUGGCCACCACAUCUUCUCUUCCAGAGGAGGACCUCACCUGUCCCGUAUGCCGAGACAUCUUCAGAGACCCAGUCAUCCUGUUGUGUAGCCACAGCUUCUGUAUGGACUGUAUACAUGGCUACUGGAGGGAGAAAGAAGUGAAGGAAUGUCCAGUCUGUAGGAAAAGAUCAAAACUCAGUGAUGCACCCCUCAACCGGGCUUUGAAGAACCUCUGUGAGGCCUACUCGAAGGAGAAAGCAUCAGCAGGUGUCCUCUGCAGUCUGCAUGGGGAGAAAUACAAACUUUUCUGUCGGGACCAUGGACAACCUGCUUGCCUGGUAUGCCAGACUUCUGAGUUACACACAAACCACAAGUUCUGCCCCAUGGAUGAAGCUGCCAAAGAAUACAAGGAGUCUGUGCUGAAGCUCCUACAGAACAAACUGGAGGUCCUUGAGGCAGACAGUCGAACUUGUGUUCAAACGGCAGAUACUAUCACGAGCCAGGCCCUGUCCACAGAGAGGAAAAUAAGGGAACAGUUUGAGGAGCUUCACCAGUUUCUACGAAAUGAAACGGUAGUCAGGAUAGCUGCCCUGAAGCAGGACGAAGACUACAAGAGUCAAAUGAUGAUGAGGAAGAUUGAGGAGAUGAACAGAGAGAUAUCGUCCCUUUCUGACACCAUCCAAACCCUAGAGGAAGAGCUAGGGGCUGAAAACAUCUCUUUGCUACAGGACUACGAGGUCAUCAAGAAAAGAGUUCAGUGCAUAUUGCCAGAUCCAGAGAGGGUUUCAGGAGCGCUGAUCGACGUGGCCAGACACCUUGGCAACCUGCAGUUCAGAGUCUGGGAGAACAUGCAGGAAAUUGUUGAGUACACGCCUGUGAUUCUGGACCCCAACACUGCUCACCCAGAUCUCCUCCUGUCUGGCAACCUGACCAGCUUCACAUGCAGACUCAGUGACGACCAACAGCAGCUUCCUGACAACCCAGAGAGGUUUAAACACCGCUAUGCUGUCCUGGGCUCAGAGGGCUUCAGCUCGGGGAUACACAGCUGGGACGUAGAGGUUGGGGACAGCAAAGAGUGGGCAGUAGGUGUAGCCAUCGAGUCUUGCGAUAGGAAGGAGACGUCUCGGUGGCAUAUUAGUGGAGUCUGGUAUGUACUCUCAAGAGAAGGGAGUGACUAUAUUGACCAAGUGUCACCGAAUGCAUGUUACUGUCUUGAACCCUUUAAAGUGAAACCCCAGAGGAUCCGAGUGCAGCUGGACUGGGACAAAGAAACCGUGUCACUUUCUGAUCCUGUCAAUAACCAACGUAUUGGGUGUUUCUUCAAAAACCCUCAAAUAUUUUCAUUGAGUUUCACUGAGAGAAUUUUCCCGUUCCUCAGUGGGGACUAUGUCAGGGUUAUGCCAGUGAAGGCCUCUGUAACACUAUAGUACAGUUAGAGCUGAUAAUUACACAAGUCGGGUUUCGUGUUAAAACGAAACUACAGGCUAAAAGACACAAACGAUUGCUGUGGGAACAUUGUUUACCAAUUUCAAAUGCAUUCAUUGAAAUGAAUCAGUUUGUUAAUUUUAAUGUCUCUUAAUAUCAGUAAACCCUUGUCUGAUAAUAGACAUGAGAACUGCAGGUUUAGUUCUGUUUGCUGUUUUUCAGUGUUUGUGCCUGUUGCUGAAUCUCAUUCAACAUCGACUUAAUGGGACAGAUUUGGAAUAUAUCGGGGGGGGUUCCAUUUUGAAUGCCAGGUGUACUGAGCACAGAUAUCCCCGUUGGCCUUUUGACUAGUUUGUCUAGAGAAAUGUUACUGUUGUUCAGUAAAUCUUCUAGUUAAGUAUCCGCUAACCACGUAUGAUACAGCAAUCUGUCAGUCAAUGACAUGCAACCAUUAGUUGAUGCAACACUACCUUUGACUCAGCCUGUCUGUGACUGAGAUCCCACUCCCCCUCUCUCUCUCUCCCACUCCCCCUCUCUCUCUCUCCUACUCCCCCCCUCUCUCUCUCCCACUCCCCCUCUCUCCCACUCCCCCUCUCUCUCUCUCCUACUCCCCUUCUCUCUCUCUCCCACUCCCCCUCUCUCUCUCUCCCACUCCCCCUCUCUCUCUCUCCCACUCCCCCUCUCUCUCUCUCCCACUCCCCCUCUCUCUCUCUCCCACUCCCCCUCUCUCUCUCUCCCACUCCCCCUCUCUCUCUCUCCCACUCCCCCUCUCUCUCUCUCCCACUCCCCCUCUCUCUCUCUCCCACUCCCCCUCUCUCUCUCUCCCACUCCCCCUCUCUCCCACUUCCUCUCCAAAGAACUGUCUCUCUCUCACUUCCUGAAUUCAUCCUUCUAUUUUUAUUUACAUUUGCUGUUUUGUUAUUUAGCCUUUUAAGCGCUUUGAGAUUCUUCUCUAUCAGUAAUGGUCUUCCUGUCUGUGAAGUGUGCUUCUCCAUUCUAGUGUAAUUCUAUGUCAUGUAAGUUGAGUAAUUGCUGCAGUGUUUUAUACCAUGGUCAUGUUUUACAGCUUUUCUCAUGUAUUAAGCCAGUUUUCAUUUUAUACAUAAAAUUACAUUUUAAAUCUG
Salvelinus fontinalis (brook trout) is the source of this 3922-nucleotide messenger RNA. RefSeq names its product zinc-binding protein A33-like. NCBI's taxonomy places the organism in Eukaryota, Metazoa, Chordata, Actinopteri, Salmoniformes, Salmonidae. The coding region runs from base 1394 to 2800 and encodes 468 amino acids. Gene Ontology annotation, molecular function: protein binding; zinc ion binding. The transcript has 7 exons. The record is from RefSeq and is a predicted model, not a curated record.